Molecule: messenger RNA, 478 nt
Organism: Alligator sinensis (Chinese alligator)
Lineage: Eukaryota; Metazoa; Chordata; Crocodylia; Alligatoridae
Gene: MRPL49
Product: mitochondrial ribosomal protein L49
Exons: 3
Coding region: 64-456 (130 amino acids)
Biological process (GO): translation
Cellular component (GO): mitochondrial large ribosomal subunit; ribosome
Molecular function (GO): structural constituent of ribosome
Source: RefSeq, a predicted model, not a curated record
CUGUCGCAGAGCCAGGCGUACACUGAGCCGCCGGAGCCCCCCGCCGAGCAGGACUACCCGGGCAUGGUGGAGUCCACGGAGGACUACAAGUGGGUGGAGAGGCUCAUCCCACCCGUCCGGGUGCCCGAGCCCCCGAAGCACGAGCACUACCCCACGCCGUCUGGCUGGAGCCCCCCGCGAGACCCCCCGCCGGAGCUCCCGUACUUUGUUCGCCGCUCUCGCAUGCACAACAUCCCUGUCUACAGGGACAUCACCACCGGCAACAGGAAGAUGACGCUUAUCCGGAAGAUUGAGGGGGACAUCUGGGCCCUGGAGGGGGAAGUCAAGGAAUUCCUCGCGCAGCUUUCGGGCAAGAAGCCACCACCCACACAGGUCAAUGAGUUGACCAGCACCAUCCGCAUCAAGGGCUACUUCGACACUGAGAUUAAGGCCUGGCUGCUGGACAAGGGGUUCUAAAUAAAGCCUGGGGAAGCUGCUG